AUGGUAUCCCCGGCUGAAACCACCCCCACUUGCCAGGGCUGGAAUAGCAGCUUUAUUUUUACCAACGAAGAACGCAUGGUGGUGGAAAGAGGACCAUUCAGUGUAAAGUCGGUUGUACUCGAUGGUGCUUUUGAUUAUGCGGCCAUUACAGUGUUCUGUGACUUGAAUAGUAUUCCACCGGAUUUGCUUUUCAAGGUUGUAUGGAGCAUCAUCGUUGGGUUUUAUGCAGGCACCAACGAUGUGUGCUUCCAGGUAGAGCUUUUAACGGCGAGAACUGCAUUACGGUGCCGGUUAGAUGCAGCCAAGUCGAUCAAGAGCCUUGCAGAGUCUUUAGAGGAAGUGGUACAUGAUGAAGCUUCUGCAGCACCGUCAGACAAGACUUUAUCAAACGGCAUCUUUGACACAAGUCUGCGAAUAUCAAGACAAGAUGGACCCUCUCAGACAAGCAGUAUCAAACCAGAGGCAGCAACCUCAAAUAGUACUCAAGGCAUUCUACUUUCCGCACACGUAGACGUCAAUAAAGCGACCUUUGCUGUCGACUACCCAGAAACGAUCUGGACAGAGCAGCAGGCAACAAGAACAAUCAAAUUAUUUUCACACAUACUUGCAGAGAUUCUGGCGAAUUCAACAUUGCCGCUCAAAGACCUCGGCUUGCUGCCCCCCGACGACUUGGUCGAAAUCAACUGUUGGAACGCCAAUCAACUGGAGCACUCCCAGGUUUCCAUUCAUCAAGCGGUGGCGGACCAGACUGCCAUAUCACCAGACAGUCAGGCAAUAUACGGCUGGGACGGAAGCCUUACAUACCGCGAACUCGACACACUAUCUUCGCGGCUGGCAUGGAAACUGCGCAAGCUCGGCGUGGAACCGGCAUCGACCGUAACGUUCCUGUUCCCCAAAUCAAAGUGGACAAUCGUCGCUCUGUUGGCAAUUCUCAAGGCAGGCGGGGUGGCUGUGGCUUUCAGUUCGGAAUAUCCCGUCGAGAGGAUGAGGCACAUUGCUGAAAUGUCCAAUGCAAAGUUGCUUCUUGUCGGCAAGGGCUUGGAGGACGUGUUUGAGCUCCCCGGAGUAACCAAGUUCACUGUCGACGACCAGUCUCUUCUCUCGCUGAAGGACACCGCAGACGAAGCAGCCCACUGUUCCUUGCCGGAAAUGAAACCCAGUGACGCAGCUUACAUUCAAUUCACCUCGGGAAGCACCGGCCAGCCAAAGGGUAUUGUAAUUGAACACGGCAGUUUCUUGGCGAAUGCCCUGGCUCAUCUGGGCCCCAUUCAGCUCAACAACAACUCGCGGACGCUGGAAUUUGCAGCACACACCUUUGAUGCGUUUCUCACAGAAGUUCUGAUGACACUGCUGGCCGGCGGUUGUAUUUGCAUCCCUUCGGAGGAGGCCCGUGUGAACGACUUGACCAGUGUGAUCAACGAGCUCAGUGUCAAUUGGAUUGGAAUGACGCCUACUCUCGCAAGGGUGCUGAGCCCUGCAGAUGUUCCUGGCCUAAAGACUGUAUGCCUAUGGGGCGAAAUGGCACCUCGUGAACUAAUCGCGACAUGGGCCGAUUCGGUCGAGCUGAUCAACUGCUACGGCCCUUCAGAGAACUCGGUUGGCGCUACGAUACAUUCAUUUUCGUCUGGUAGUCGAAACCCCUCAUGCAUCGGAAGAGCUGUAAAAAAUGCCAACGCGUGGAUUGUGCGGGUGGACAACAGAAACAAACUGGCGCCAAUAGGGGCAGUUGGUGAACUUGUGCUUCAAGGACCAACUGUUGCGAGGGGAUAUCUUUCAGACCCUUCACGAACCAAUGACAAAUUCGUGACAAGCGUGCCCUGGCUAGAUUCCAAGGACUCCUCUCCAAGUCAGCGGGGCUAUUUCACUGGUGAUCUGGUGAGAUACACGUCUGAUGGACAAAUGGAAUUCUGUGGACGUCGCGACACAGCAGUCAAGAUCCGCGGACAACGCGUGGAGCUGGGAGAAAUUGAGCAUCACAUCAUCCACAGUGAUCAAGGAUACGCAGCAUCAUCCGUCAUGGUUAUUGGCACACCUCACAUGUCAACGGAAACACUCGUGGCCUUCAUUAGUGAGACGGGGGCAAAUUCGGAACCGGCAAGCAAACCUGGCUCUAUUCUCCAGAGCAGCUCGUCACAAGUACGCAGCCGAGCCGCUCUUCUCGAAAGCCAUCUCUCCAAUGUUCUGACUCGUGCGGCAGUUCCCAUGCUAUACUUGCCGCUGCAUUGGAUACCUUCGCUCCCUUCUGGGAAAGUAGAUCGCCAGAGGCUGUUGGCUCUGGUUGCAAGCUUGACGGAUACUGAACUGGCGGAAUAUUCAGCUCAUUCAAACUCAAUCAAGGAGGCACCCCGUGGAGAGAUGGAAAGCCUCUUUGCUCAACUAUGGAACGAGAUCCUGGGUGUUGAUGCCCACGUUGUUAGUCGCAACGACAACUUCUUCUACCUGGGCGGCAACUCCAUCCUCGCUAUGCGGUUGACGGUUGCGGCUCGCAAGAGGAACAUUUCCAUUUCGGUGGAUCAAGUGCUGAAGAAUCCCCGCCUAGCAGAUAUUGCGUCUCUCGCUUCGAGUAUCAAGUUGGACAGCCCAGAGACAUCAGGGUCUGGCUACCUCCCGCUUUCAACCUUGUCCAAAGUCCUUGCAGAAGACUUUGUCAAUGAUGUAGUAGCGUCGAAACUUUCUGUUUCAGCCACUGACAUUGAGGAUGUCGGGCUGGCGACUGACUACCAGAUUGAAAAUUUGGCAUGGUCUUCGCUGAAAAAGCGAGGAGGCACAAACUAUGUCACGUUGGAUUUCUCCGACAGCCUUGAUCCGCAAAGGCUACACCAAGCAUGCGAGCGGCUUGUAGCUCAUCAUGCCAUUCUCCGCACUGUAUAUCUGGUUCACAGGCGACGCGUCUAUCAGGUAGCCCUCAAGCAGUUGCCUUUCGAUAUCAUCCACAGCAACGCUCAGGAUGUAGUGGAGGCGACAUCUACCAUCAUGGAUGCUGAUCUACGCCAGCCACUAGACAUAGGCAAAGCUCUGAUUAAAUUUUGGUUCAUCAUUGUUGAUGGCAAUGUCAAACGACUUGUACUACGUGCUUCGCAUUUACAAUACGACGGCGUGGCACUGAUCAGGUGGUGCAAGGAGCUCAACUUGGCCUACGCUGCACAGGAGCUGGGACCGACUCCGUCCUUUGCCGAAUAUUCUUAUUAUGCCGCAAACCACGACCCCGAGGGAGCUCGCAACUUUUGGACAAGGCUGCUUGCCGGGUCGUCAAUGACAAGAGUCUUUAACCACAAAGAGAUUCCUUGGAAGAACGUUCUCGACGGACAGGUUGACGGCAUGAUUGACUCCAGCCUCCUUCAAUGUAGCCCUGAUAUAACCGUCGGUACUGUCAUCAAGGCUGCCUGGGCUCUUGUAUUAGCCGAGAUGGCGAGAACAAGCGACGUCGUCUUCGGUUCAGUCGUUUGGGGUCGCAAUGCAGCUUUCCCUGGUGUUGAAGACGUCAGCGGUGCCUGCAUCGACAACAUUCCUGUGCGAGUGCGGAUAACCAAGGACAUGUCUCGACUGUCCCUGCUGCAGCAGGUUCAAGAGCAGUAUUUCGAGGCCAUCAACUUUGAAUCAUUCCAGUUCAAGCGGAUAGUCCAAGAGUGCACAGACUGGAAGCCUUGGGAACGUCUCAGUACGCUAGUCGAAUACGAAAACUUGGGUCAAGACACGUCGCGAUUCCCCAUUGAUGGCAACAAGCAUUUUACGGUGGAUGAAAUUCGGCCUCCAGCCGACCGCCAUGAUAUCACCAUCUAUAGUAUGCCCCUAGAGGAUAAGACCUUUAUUGCUCUAGACUUUUGCAAGGCAAUCGUUGACGAGUCCCUGGCGCAAGUCAUGUUCGAUCGCUUACUAGCCCAGAUAAAAGAGUUCAAGCAAGAUAUCAAUGGCAUUGUGGAACUGAAGAGUUCCGUUGCUCCUAUACCGAUCUCUCAAGGAGUCUCGGAUAGCGUAGACAACUUGGAGAGCUGCAGGACAAACGGUGCAGGGGACGCCAACAGCAGGAUUGGCACAAGCACAGAGCUCAGAUGGCUCAGACGAAUAGUUGAGAAUGCAUGGACUUCUAUCUUGUCAAGUCGGGAGGAGCAACUGUCUCAAUACUGGGCAACGAAGAAGCCAUUCUUUGAAGUCUGGGGGAACCUCAUUGCAGCCACUGGCCUGAGUAAGUGGUAUACAGCCGAGGGGUUCAAUAUCAGCAUGGAAGAUGUAUUGGAGAAUCCAGACAUGGCAAGUCAGGUGGAACUGCUGCGUUUAGCCGGGAAUGGGUAUGGCGUUUAG
This is a messenger RNA of Trichoderma aggressivum f. europaeum, 4299 nucleotides long. RefSeq lists its product as uncharacterized. The record is from RefSeq and is a predicted model, not a curated record. The transcript has 2 exons. Gene Ontology annotation, cellular component: cytoplasm. Gene Ontology annotation, molecular function: phosphopantetheine binding; catalytic activity. The coding region runs from base 1 to 4299 and encodes 1432 amino acids. Gene Ontology annotation, biological process: secondary metabolite biosynthetic process; amino acid activation for nonribosomal peptide biosynthetic process. Lineage: Eukaryota; Fungi; Ascomycota; Sordariomycetes; Hypocreales; Hypocreaceae.